GUACUGUUUACCUACCUACGCCACUGCGCUUUGUCAAAAAGCCAACGCACAGCAACAGAGUGAGCAGAGUGUCGACAGACGAGCAACUUGAAAAGUGAAAAGAAGCAGCAGUAAAAGAUAGCCGCUACGAACAGUGUUCCAACAGUUCCAAUUGUGACUAGUGGUCAGCAGCAAUCGAGUAUUCGAGAGUCCUUUUCAUUGUGUCAAACUACGACCCUAGCGAAGGCAAAGUAGUAACAAUAACGGUGGUAAGCAACUAAGGGAGGAACAACAAACUAGUGAAAUGGAUGUUUUUAUGAUGAUCAGACGAAAGAAGAUAACAAUCUUCACCGAUGCCAAAGAAACGACACCAGUGCACGAACUCAAGCGCAUGAUAGAAGGAAUUCUGAAGGUGGCUCCCCGUGAUCAGCGUCUUUACAACAAGGACAACCAGCUCAUGGAAGAUGAACGAACGCUCCAAGAUUGUGGUAUAACUGUUGCUACUGCUAAGGCGCAAUGUCCAGCCCAGCUUGGCCUUGCCAUCCGCGAAAAUAGUAGUGACUUUGAGGCCCUUGAAAUGACUCCCUAUUCGUUGCCACCGGAUCUACCAGAUGUGAUGAAGAAUCAAGAUACGGCUAAUGGACAAGAUCAACUUGCCUAAUAGAUAGCUCUCCAUAGGCUUUCUUCAUCCUUUUCCUACGCCACGCGUCAUUAUUAUAGUUGCAUCUUUUUUUUUUGAACAUUUAAACUCGGAUUCAAUAUAACAAAGGACUAAAAAGUAAAAAUCCGACAGAGAUAGUGUCCCGAAUGAGCCGUUUUAAAAUAUUUUUCGAUAAUGGAACAUAUUUGCACUUCCAUUCAAUGGUCAUAUAGCUGAGAAUUGUGUAACAAGGCAGGUCCAUUUAUUAUUUCAGUGUGAGAAUAAAUUAUGCACUGUACAUGGCGUGUAGCCAAAGAAAUGAAAAAAGAUUUGCGUCGUUAAUCUUUGUAUGUAUUUUUUGUUUUUAAUUAAAUUAUGAAUUAAAUAAAGCAUAAUAAAUUACGCUUGAUUGGGUAAAUUAGUUUUUUUUUUCAUUUGAAAAGUAAUUUACUACUAUUUUGAACAUAAUUCAAUUAUUUGUGAAAUACUUACAUCUGUCUGAAUUAAAACGACUAUUUAGUAAUAA
Molecule: messenger RNA, 1145 nt
Organism: Toxorhynchites rutilus septentrionalis
Lineage: Eukaryota; Metazoa; Arthropoda; Insecta; Diptera; Culicidae
Gene: EloB
Product: elongin-B
Exons: 3
Coding region: 284-640 (118 amino acids)
Biological process (GO): transcription elongation by RNA polymerase II
Cellular component (GO): elongin complex; VCB complex
Molecular function (GO): protein binding
Source: RefSeq, a predicted model, not a curated record